Messenger RNA from Hypanus sabinus (Atlantic stingray), 5586 nucleotides. Its product is annotated as PHD finger protein 23A-like. Gene Ontology annotation, biological process: mitotic chromosome condensation. The transcript is spliced from 5 exons. Gene Ontology annotation, molecular function: chromatin binding. Lineage: Eukaryota; Metazoa; Chordata; Chondrichthyes; Myliobatiformes; Dasyatidae. Bases 1509 to 2618 code for a protein of 369 amino acids. The record is from RefSeq and is a predicted model, not a curated record.
GUGAAUUCGGACAAAAGGCUGCAAAGUAUGGCUGAAGUGUGACCGAGGCUUGCCCCGAGCUGUUGAUGGAAGGAUGGUGGCGGAGACAGAGAUAGUGGGGUACCCCGCUCCACCCCCCUCAGCCGGAGGCCGUGGGACACUCUCCCCAGCCCUGACCUACACUCCGGCCGCGCUCGGCCGCCCGCUCCCAUUGUGUGUGCUUUCUUCUUAUUGUCGCUGUCUGCUUCUGAUUUCCUUACUUAUUUAUUUUUUGUCCGUUUCCCCUGCCAAACAUGUGUUGGAGCCUCGGUUCUCACUACCCCCCCCCCCCACCCCGUGCUGUGAUGGUUUGAAAUCCUGCUGCCGGCGCUCGGGCUGAUCCCGGGGCGAAACCGGCUGACGGCUCGCUCGUUGGCUCUGCGGGCCACUCAGGUUGCAGGCCCUAUUGCGCCCUCUCAGUGUUCCUUGUCUCCUUCAGUAAGCAUGAAGAAACUAAGUUAAUCAUCUAUAUGAACGGCUCCGGGUUACUAGCGUCGGCGUAUUCCAGACUUCGGACACCCCCGGGUUUUGGACACUUGCGGAUUGUAAUCUGUGGCCGUGUUCAGCUUGUUGUUGGUUCUUGUUUAGGGCGAUGUUUGGUCCAGAGAGGGUGGGGGCGUUUGGUGGCGGCGCUGAUACCGGAGGGAGGGAGGGAGGAGUGGGGAGUGUGUUAGGAUUCGCUGUGAUUCUGCAGUCGAUCGCUUGGGAUCGGGCGCUGCCUCUCGGCAAUCGGCAUCUCCGUUCGUUCUGGUCCCGGCCACCUCCCGUCACGCCCCACCCCCGCUUCUUUCACCACUCCCUCCUCCCAAACGCCCUCGAAUUUUUUUUCCCUCUGCUGACCCUCUACGCGAUUCUCUCCCACCACAUCUCCACUCCCCCUUCCUACCCCUCCCCUGGGUCUCCUCACCCCCGUAACAAACCCUCCCUCCGAAUAUCUCUUGCCCUUCCUCCCUCUCUCUCCGCCGACCAUACUUCCCCCUCCUUUCUCCCUUGCUCACCCCUCUCCCCCGUAACAAACCCUCCCUCCGAAUAUCUCUUGCCCUUCCUCCCUCUCUCUCCGCCGACCAUACUUCCCCCUCCUUUCUCCCUUGCUGACUCCCGGCCAGCCCCGCUCCGCGAUCCUCUCUUCGCCCCAGCCACGGUCCUCUCUGGGCCUUGGAUCAGGAGCUCCGGUCAGGGGGAGCCGCCAGCACUCGGUCCCGCGCCGUGGCUUGGUCUGCGCCUCCGCUCGCCUCGCCUCGCCUCUCGCUGAGUCUUCCCUGCUGCUGCCCCUCCCCUCCCUCUGCCCCGCGGUGUCGUUUGUUUUCUUGCAAAGAGAAUCACUUCAGGAGGAUCCACCGCUUAUACGGUUUCAAGUUGGGGUAGACGCGGCACUUUGUUCAGGAGAGCCUGAGGCGGCGGGUCGCUGCCAACCUUACCUCGCCAGCCCCUCCUGUAUGGGUUGUUGUGUCUGCGAAGGACUCCGAGUGUUUCUUUGACACGGUGGGGCCAUGAAAAGCGCAGGGUCGCAACGGGUGCAGCCACCAAAAAAGAGACAGAGAACAGUGGAGGACUUCAACCAGUUCUGUACCUUCGUGUUGGCUUAUGCUGGCUACAUCCCAUAUCCCAAGGAGCACGACCCUUGGGCGCACGCAAGUCUAAGUCCCCGGAACAGUACUGGCAGCACAUUGGACAGCGACAGCUGGGAGUCCUCCAGAUCCUCUGACUCCCACAUCCUGCACUGUGGCAAGAAGAUAAAAUGCACAGGGGUUAAAGAGGGGGCAAAGCGGGGGAGAUCGGACAGCUUUUUACAGGAUCGGCCCAGUUUUGCCAGCGCCCUGUUCAGUAGCCCUGAGAAAACCAAGUGUGACAAGGCCAAGAAGAAGAAGAUCUCCCUGAAAAAGGUGAGCCUGGAUGGCACGAGGAGGAGGAAAGUUCUUGAAAGCGGGAAGAAAAUUACUUCGGACACCGUCAGGAAGGUGAUAGUAACAUCCCGGCCAGUGGUCCCCCUCCCCCAGCCUGUUGAGAUGCACCAGUCCAUUGAGAAGGCACCGCAGAGUGAAACGGAGUCCGAUGAGGAAAUGCUGAAAAUUGCACCGGAGGAAGAGGAAGUCUGCAAACCAGUUAUGACACCGGAGGAGCCUGAGAAGGAGCCAGCAGACCCCGGGAGACCCUCAGAGAGUGAGCAAGUGAAGGAGGCUCAGGAAACCCAAGAGAAUGAGGAUGGGUCAGAUGGAAAGGGAGAGGUGGAAGAUCAGAAAGAGGUGAAGGAGGAGGUGGAAGAGCAGGAGGAGGAGAAACACAGCAAAAAGCUGGAGACCGGAACAGCAGAUGGGACUUCAGCCAGUCCGGGUGCUCCCGACGCUGCUCCUGCAGAAAGCCUGAAGAUUGAAGAAGACGAUUCCUGGGACCUGAUCACGUGCUUCUGUAUGAAGCCCUUCGCAGGCCGGCCAAUGAUUGAGUGUAACGAAUGUGCGACAUGGAUCCAUCUCUCUUGCGCCAAGAUCAGGAAGUCCAAUGUCCCUGAGGUCUUCAUCUGCCAGAAGUGCAAGGACUCUAAGCAGGACAUCAGGAGAUCAAACCGGGCUCGGACCGGCCCUAAGAAACGGUUCAGCGAAUAGCUUGGCUCUGUGGCCCAGUCUUGCAGACAAUCAGAACGAUGGGAGUUGAGAAACACUUGGUUCUCGCCCCAUGUUGAAGAUGCGCCUUUCCGAAGAGGCAGAAUGGUGCAGGGGUCACCAUGCGAUGAAUGUGUAUAUAUUCCGAGCCCUGGGAAUGCCGUUCAGUCCCACUAUUCCAUCACUUUCGGAGUCUUGGAUGGAAUGUGGGGCUUGAAGGGUGGGCCAAGACGGUGACGUCUUCAUACUCUUGUGUUUAACUCAGAUCUGUGGCUUCACUGACUUACGAAGCAGGACUUCUAUGUAAAGAGUUGCCAUAGAAUAUUUGUUAGUGUGUUUUAUAUGCCCAUUGACAACAGAGGUGCUUGAGAUGCUGGGUUGAUUGUGGGUUGGAGUGGGGUUGAUGGUGAGGGGCAGAGUUGGUGAUGACAGACGGGGGGAGACUUGUUCAUCCCUCUAUCUGGCAUAUAUGUUGACUGAGGGUCCACAGCAGUCUGGUUCUCUACCCCGGUUACAGUCCUCUGCCCACUGAGUGACUGGGUUUCCUUGUUCCACACCACAUUUAACUUUGGAAAUUGGGAAGCCCCACUUUCUUCCUCCCCGCGCCCCCACCAUUCUGCUGUUCUUCAAACCAAGUGCAAUUAUAGCUGGAGAUCCUCUUGCUUCUGGGCUGUGAUUUGUGUCACCACGCGUGUCCUCGCUCCAACGUGUGUAAUUCGCCUAAGGCAGUGGGAGGGGCAGGUCAGCCAGAGAUGUCCCUUGCCAAGGGCAAUGGCCCCCAUCUUCCCUGUUCCUCUGAACAUGUCCUGAGUGAGGCGUUGGAGGCUCUCGAAUACUAAACAAUCUGCCGUGGUUUGGUUGGGGGCAGGCAGAGUUGCUGCUGGGAAAGCAUAACGCGAAGACGUGACGCUGACCGAUCUGAAGCUUGGUGGUGUGGCCAGGGCACUAUCCAGCUGUCCACUGCCUUAAUUCAAUCCUUGGCCAUGCAAGAACAUACAUGGCUAGUGUGGCUCCUGUACCAUCUCUCUCGUGCCUUCUCCCUGCUCCUGUGCCUGGAAGUGCCAACUGGCCGGCUGGCGCUCCAUUCCCAGGGAAACCAGACCACUGUCAGGCGGGACACGGGGAGCCAUUAGGCUGUUGGAAACACUGCCACUUUGGAUCUGGUCCAACACAUGACUUGCUGCCAGUUAGCAGAGAUUUCACCUGGCAAAAGCAGGAACUUCAGGUACGAAGCAAUCUGCUCAGAGCAUUUUAAGCUUAUUUAACUGAAACUGUUCUGCGCCCGAGUAUCAUGUUAGUUGGCGGAGUUGGUAGCACAGGUCCACUGUUGGAACUUCACCUGCUCGAGCUGAACCAAUCCGGUUUCCGUUGUACGUGCACUUUCCAAUCCAGUGCUGUGGGGCUUCUUGGGAGAUAGUUCUCGGGAGAGGAGGAUGUGCUGUGAUUUUUCUUGGCAACACACACACAAAAUGCUGGAGGAACUCAGCAGGUCAGGCAACAACAAUGGAAAUGAUGUUGAUGUUUCAGGCUGAGACCAUUCAUUGGGACUGGAAAGGAAGGGGGAGAUGCCAGAAUCAGAAUCUGGGGGGAGCGGGAGGAGGGCAAGCUGGGAGGUGCCAGGUAAAUCCAGGUGGGUGGUAGAGGGGGAUGAAGUAAGGAGCUGGAAGGUGACAGAUGGGAAAGAUAAAGCGCUGGAGAAGAAGGAAUCUGAUAAGACAGGAGGGUAGACCGUGGGAGAAAGGGAAGCAGGAGGGACACUGGGGGUAGAUGAUAGGCAGGUGAGGAAAAGAAGGUGUGGAAUUGAAGGGGGAUGACUGGAAAUUGGAGAAAUUGAUGUUGAUUCUAUCAGGUUAGAGGCUACCUAGACAGAUGAUGUGUUGAUCCUCCAACCUGAGAGUAACCUUGUGCGGUAGUAGAGAGGCCAUGGAUUGACAUGGUGGAAUGGGCAUAGAAUUUAAAUAGGCUGGCAUCCCUCUUCCUUUUCAGUCCUGAUGAAGGGUCUCGGCCUGGCAUAUUGACUGUUCAUUUCCACUGAUGUUACCUGGCCUGCUGAGUUUCUCCUGCAUUUUAUGUGUUGCUCUGGAUUUCCAGCAUCUGCAGGAUCUCUUGUGUUAUUCAUUUUCCUUGGGCAGGGUUUUAAACACAGCGAUGGAGCUCCUGUUUUGGGGGGGGUGUUUUGGUUGUGGGUGAGGUUCUGGAGGACUAGUGGCUUGGGCAAUGAUGCCCUGGGUCACCUGUGGACAUCAGCACAGGCGACAACUUGGCUGCCUCUACAGGUGAAUAGCCAGCUGAUGAUGUCUGGGGGAAGGUGGGAGUGAGCCCAGUGACUGCAGCACCUCAAUGCAAUACCGAGCAGCCCAGGGGAGCGGUGGUGUAGGGGUUCUUGGUAAAUGACCCAGUCCACAAGGGCUAUCUCUGCACGUACCUGCCCCUGUGAAGCAGCCCAGGGAGCUUCCAACUGGUCAGUAAUGUUACACCUGGGUCCAGUGUUUAACUUUGUAUAUAGCUUUGAAAUUCUGUACAUAGUGUUCCAGAAAGGAACAGAAGGUAUUAUGGGGUACAAGUGAAGUUUGGGGAUUGUGGUUUCAAUUUGCACUGAAUCUCACCACGAGACCUGCGUGGGGUCGGGAGGGGGGGGCCAGGACCAGGCUGGAGAGGGCCCGGGGCCAGGGCUUGGCCGUCUGCGUUCCAUUGUACAAAUGUAAAAUACAUGAGGCCUCUAACUGUAAAGUGCAGGCUGUUUAAGAUGUUCUCAGUUUAUUCUGCAAGGCCUGUUUCUGUGGAAAUAAUUUGUAUUUCGGUAAGGCUUGGAUGAUGGAUAUGAGAGAGGUGGAAAGGGGGGGCAGUUUUUAAACUCUCCUUUCCAACAUUCCCUCACCUCAUUCCUUUUUACCUUCUCCCCCCACCCCCAUCACCAUGGUUACUGUUUUUUCUACUCUUGGGAUGUAAAAUAAAUAUAUAUCUGCUGGUA